CUCGGGAACUCGUGCUUCCUGAACGCGAUUCUCCAGGCGCUGACGCACACGACGCCGCUGUUGGAGUUGUGCCGCGUCGGCGCGCACGGACGGUCGUGCGCGCUCAGGCGCGUUCUCCUCACGCCGGUUCCCGUCUUCGGGAACCUCCACCUCCUCGCGCGGCACUUCACGCGCGGCCGGCAAGAAGACGCGCACGAGCUCUUGCGUCUGUGCCUGGAGAGCAUGGACGAGAGUUGCCUCCUCAACGCGGGGCGCGCGCCGCCGACGGUCGUGGAGCGCAUCUUUCAGGGCGCGUUCCGGAACCAGGUCAAGUGCGGCGCGUGCGGCGCGAAGAGUAACGCGUACGAUCCUUUCCUCGACGUGUCUCUGGAGCUCCCGAGGAGGGUCCACCGCGUGCGAGACGCGCUCGAGCUGUUCACGAAGGAGGAGACGCUGGAGGGCGAGAACGCGUACAAGUGCGAGGCGUGCGACGCGCUGCGGCCGGCGACGAAGCGGCUCACGAUUCACGAGGCGCCCGCGGUGCUCGUGAUACACCUGAAGCGGUUCGACCUCUUCGGCGGGAAAAUCUCGCGACCGGUGGCGUUCGACGACGUCGUGGAGCUCUCCGGGCACAUGUCCGAUACCGCGGUGGAGUCGCGCGGGCCGCGGUACCGUCUGUACGCGAUGGUCGUCCACGCUGGGAGCAGCGUCGGGUGCGGGCACUACUACGCGUACGCGCGCGCGAGCGGCGGCGGCGGCGGCGGCGGCGGCGCGGCGGCGGAGGAAGACUCGUUUUACGGGACCCGAUCCUCCGGCGACGACUGGUACCUGUUCGACGACGCCGUGGUUCGACCCGUGAGCGCGCGCGAGGUGUUCGACGACGAGGCGUACGUCUUGUUUUAC
This is a messenger RNA of Micromonas pusilla CCMP1545, 882 nucleotides long. RefSeq lists its product as uncharacterized. The record is from RefSeq and is a predicted model, not a curated record. Gene Ontology annotation, cellular component: cytosol; nucleus. The transcript is spliced from 3 exons. The annotation marks the transcript as partial. Gene Ontology annotation, biological process: protein deubiquitination. Gene Ontology annotation, molecular function: cysteine-type deubiquitinase activity. NCBI's taxonomy places the organism in Eukaryota, Viridiplantae, Chlorophyta, Mamiellophyceae, Mamiellales, Mamiellaceae.